Messenger RNA from Caenorhabditis bovis, 2202 nucleotides. NCBI's taxonomy places the organism in Eukaryota, Metazoa, Nematoda, Chromadorea, Rhabditida, Rhabditidae. The record is from the annotation of a GenBank genome assembly.
AUGAAAUUCCGAAAAUUAAAAGUCAAGUCAGAAAACGAGGGAUUAAAAGCUCUGGUGGAUAAAUCAUACAACGUGAGUGAAGGAGAAAAUGAAGGAAACCUGUGGAUUCCUCUAGCUACUGUAUGCUUCGUUCUUGCCGCAGCAGUUAUCUUUGCGGGAGUUUUAACAAUGCCAGCUGCCACGAAGAUGCCAGAUGAAUCUUCGGUUAAGCUAUUGUCGAAUGAUUCUACACCUCGUCUCGUUUUCCUCAUCAUUGAUGCCCUACGAUUGUCUUUCCUCACUUCUCCAUCUUCCCCAAUGAAUUAUACUAAAAACUCAAUAAUUGAAAAUGAAGCAGUUCUAUUCAAUGCACAUGCCCGUAUGCCGACGGUAACAUUGCCGAGGAUUACGUCGUACUUGUCUGGAACUCUUCCUUCGUUUGGCACGAUGCUCACCAAUUUUGCUGCUAACCGGAUUAAUGUGGAAAAUUGGGUGACAAGUCUGAAAGCUCAUGGAAACAAUCUUCAUUUCUUCGGUGAUGAUACUUGGUUGAAAUUAUUUCCGGACGAAUUCGAAAAAUCUGAAGGCGUCACUUCCUUCUUUGUCAAUGAUUACACCGAAGUUGACAAUAAUGUGACGACCCAUUUGGUGGAGGAGUUGAUGGAUAGGACUUGGGAUGUUCUGAUUCUGCAUUAUCUGGGAUUAGAUCAUAUUGGACAUUCACUGGGAGGAACAUCGCCAAUGAUCGAGACAAAACUCAAAGAAAUGGACGAGAUCAUCGAUGAUAUACAAAGCCAUUUUCGAAAUGAUGAAAGAACAACAUAUUUGAUAAUUUGUGGAGAUCACGGAAUGACGCCGGCUGGAUCGCAUGGAGGUGCAAGUUCGGACGAAUCAAGAGUUCCAGUAGUUAUUUGGAGUAAUAAAAUGAGGAAUGACUAUUUUGAAGUAAAACACAAACAAUCGUUUAAUGAAGACAAAAUUCCGAAAAUUGAGCAAUUGGAUGUGUCUACGACGAUUUUCGAACUCUUUUAUCUCUUUCCGCCUGAAGAUUCGUUUGGAAUUUCUCUCAUACCGACACUUUCGCAAUAUAUCGGAAUUGGUGUGGAAGAAGUUGAACGCAGCUAUUUUUCCAUGUUCGCCCAUUAUUCGUAUCUGACAAGAAAAUUGAACAUGAAAAUGGCUUGUGAUCAAUUAGAUAUUUCGAAAAAAUUAGUUAUUGAGAAUUGUCAAAAAGAAUACAAAAAAAUUCAAGAGUACAUGAUUUCGAAAUCAUCGAGUGUUCCGAGUCUCAACAUGAUUAUCGCAUUUGGAUUGAUUGCUGUGGCAACAUUCGCAGUAUUUGCGUAUCAGCGGGCAGUAUUCCUCAAAGCAGAUUAUUAUUUUCUCCCAAUUUGUCUUUUAUAUUUUUCGAGCAGCUUUGUCGAGGAAGAGCACGAAAUUUGGUUCUAUUUAUCCAGCACUGCUAUCAUGUUUAACGUCAUAAGCAAAUUUUUGAAUCGUGAAGAUUUCGCGCGAAACAACUCGCCUACAAAUUUAUGCUUCUAUCACAUAAUCGGUGUCCGAUUCUAUCAAUCAAUUCGAAGACGAUGGGCGAUGGAUCCCAGUUUGUUGCCGCCUGAUGUAUUCCCGGAUGAUUUUGCACAAAUCAUUCAUCAAGGAUUAAACACGACGAGUGAUAUUAGAUACGACUUAAUGGCAACGGAUGCCGAUAAAUUCUACUACUUAAUUCCUCUUAUCCCAAUGUUCAUGGCAUAUUUUGCGAACAGGUCAUACGAUACUCGAAGAAAAACUACCGGUUAUAAUGUAGUGCUCAUUGUCAUGUGGUAUCUUACUUUUAGUUUGGAAAUGCUUGAGCUAACAAGCUAUCGUAAUAUCUGCUGUAGUGUGAUCUAUGCUCUUGUUGGAAUGGCGAUUGUUAUCGAAGAGAAAUACUCUUUCAUUUUGGCAAUUUUCGCGAUCAAUCUUCCAUUCCACGACUUUUUCGCUCUUGUCACCACAUUUCUUGCCGGAAUGGAAGCCAGUUGUGUCAGACAUUAUGAAAUUACCCGAUUGCUGAUAUUGAUGGCUUCUUUCUUCUACACGGGCAAUUCCAACAGUUUUUCGACAUUAAAUCUAGCCGCUGCUUAUAAGGACUUGACAUUCUAUAAUCCGAUAAUUGUCGGAAUUCGCCUCUUCUUUAUCACCUAUUCGGGACCGAUUGCAUUCCUUUGCGGAUGUUUGUGA